Nicrophorus vespilloides is the source of this 2306-nucleotide messenger RNA. RefSeq lists its product as uncharacterized. Gene Ontology annotation, molecular function: protein phosphatase regulator activity. The transcript has 2 exons. Gene Ontology annotation, cellular component: endoplasmic reticulum; protein phosphatase type 1 complex. Gene Ontology annotation, biological process: response to endoplasmic reticulum stress. Lineage: Eukaryota; Metazoa; Arthropoda; Insecta; Coleoptera; Silphidae. The record is from RefSeq and is a predicted model, not a curated record. The coding region runs from base 247 to 1638 and encodes 463 amino acids.
CUAUAAAAACUUACGUGAUACAAAAUGGCAGGUUAUAAAGUGCUCAGUUCUUAAGUUAUAAUCAUGGAUAAAGUAGUUGCAAAUCUUUCUAGUACCGAUAAAUUUAUUACUUUAAGGUGUUCUGCUUGUACUUUACACAUAUUCGAGUCGAGAAAGACCAGUGUUAGGAAAAGAAUAGUUGCAUAUUGUUGUCGCACGUGAAAGGUUCAAAGUGUUCAAAUAAUACAAGGAUACUGUGCGAGUAUUAUGUGUUCUACAUAUUCUACGAAUUCCAGCAGUCAAGUAUUGGACCAGAGCGUCUACCCUACGAUGCAGUCCAAGAAAGAGCAACAAAAUCAUAACAUAUCCUCUUUGGUCUCGUACAAUCCGUGCAAGCAGUUCACAAACGUUUACAAGACCAACGAAAAGGAUUCCCCGAAAGCGAUGGCGGGAAAUUUGAACUCUGACUACCCGAACAACGCCAGACGUUCGGAGAAUAUGGAAUAUUUCCAUAAGGAUAGAAUCGAGGAUGUAACUUCGCAGCUUCACGACGUUGUCAUGAAAUUGCAAAACCUGAACAGUCCAAAGGAUGUAUACAAAUUAGAAGUGAACGAAUCGAAACCGCAAAUAAAUACGAUCGAAGAUAUGGAUAUGCACGGACAGCAGGACGAAAACAUGCUGAAGUCUGCGGCGGCAGCAGCAACCGCAUGCGGAGCGGAUGUUGUCGAUUUUCCCAGCACCAUCCUUCAUCCAAAUUCCAAUGACAACGCGUCGAGUUACGAGGCUUCGCAAUUCUUAAAAGAAUUCCUUAAAAAGCCCAAAAAAAAUCGCUCCCCGAAAAAAUCACCGAAGCAUCGGAACCUUUGGCACAAAACGAAUGAUCAAUUUUCAAAUUAUGAUGCGGAUAUUGAAAUUGGGGUGGAAGCGUACACUGACGUCCCUGACUUGUAUUACCAUCCUAAUAGAUGCACUUUGGAUGAGUUUAUAACAAUUCACGAAGAACCCUUAACCCAUCCCAUUGAAUGCCAGCAUGUGAAAAGUGAUCCAAUCACGUUCACCAUAUCACCUCCCAAAAGAAUGUCCAUGUCGAAGAUAUGCAUGAAACCAGUCAAAAAGUUUUCAACUGCACAAGUCUACUGUGACAAUGACUAUGUAAUUUUCGAAAAGGAGGAUUGUUAUUCUGUAUCUCCUCCUAGCCGGGGGAGCUUCAUAAGAAAAAGAUUGCCAUCAGUUACUAGCGAGGAUAGCUUUGUUGUGUUUGGUGAUGAUGAUGGUGGUGAUAGUGACUGUGAUGAUGAGAGUGACAUUGCUGAUGAGGAUGAUACUAGCAGUGAUGAAGAUGAUUGCAGCACUUCAGAAGAUGAAUCCAUCCUCAGCUCUACCAAUAGUGAACCUGAUGCCCUCAUCGUAGAUUCUGGACAAAGAAAGGUCCGUUUCGCUGAUGAAAAGAAUCUCGUCGAAGUGCACGUAAUAAUAGCGUGGGAUUUCGCGUACAGAGCGUGCAGGAAAGGUCACUGGGAGGAAUGCGUACGCGACAGAGAACGUUUCAGAUUGCGAAUCCUGAGGACAGGCAACAGUCUGCAAAAUAUUUUUGAUCCUAAACACCGGGAUCGCAUUUACAAAGAGAGAUUCUCAAACGACGUUGCGAGAUUCGACUAAAUCAAGAAGACUGUUCCCAGACGUUCGUCGACAUCAAAUGGGGAAUAGAAAACGUGCAUACUUUGCACAUAAUUCUAAUUGAAUUUCAUAUACUCUCAUUAGUUUCGUACAUAUUCUUAAUUGUUAUUCUUAAAAACUGCCAGGAUUUUUAUUUAAAUUUCGCUAUCUUAUAUAUUAUGGAACCGCGAAGGCACUUUCCAAAUUUAUCGUGCGAUUUUCGUUUUCUGCUUCCUCUUUGAUACCGAUACCGUCACAUGAAACUAGACUUUUCGUGAUAUAUUCUUCAUGGAUAAUCAAGUUAUUGUCUAUACUUAACUGUGAUAAAAUUAAAAUGUACAUAUGCGGAAAUUUUUAAAUUAUGUGAUUCAAUACAAAAGCUACCAUCGAUAUUGACGUCUGCAAACGUGUCUUAAUUGUUACAAUAGUUUACAUUUGUCAAUAUUGAUUUUAGUUUAGAUUAGUUCGUUGUUUUCGCUGAUGAACAUUGUAUUAGUUAAUAUGUAUAUAUUAUCUUUUUUUUAGAAAUUACAAGACCGGGAAUAAUCAGGUUUUAUUGUUCAUUUAUUUUUGUUUGGUAACGUGGUAGUCUACUAAUCAUAAUCCCUAUUUUCUUGCCGGAGAUGUAUCUCCCAUUGGAAUUAAGGUUGACUCGUAUUUUUUUUAACAAA